Messenger RNA from Brassica oleracea var. oleracea, 923 nucleotides. Its product is annotated as nudix hydrolase 27, chloroplastic. Gene Ontology annotation, cellular component: chloroplast. Gene Ontology annotation, molecular function: bis(5'-adenosyl)-pentaphosphatase activity; guanosine-3',5'-bis(diphosphate) 3'-diphosphatase activity. Gene Ontology annotation, biological process: ribose phosphate metabolic process; nucleoside phosphate metabolic process. The coding region runs from base 70 to 756 and encodes 228 amino acids. Lineage: Eukaryota; Viridiplantae; Streptophyta; Magnoliopsida; Brassicales; Brassicaceae. The record is from RefSeq and is a predicted model, not a curated record. The transcript is spliced from 6 exons.
AAAGUUAGAUAUUAUCGCUAAAGCGGACUCACGAGGGAGAGGGGAGCCUACUAAAUAGUUCCCGCCGCCAUGGCCGUUACGGCGUCUGGAUUCAUCGGCAAAUCAGCAAUCUCCGUUCGUCUAGAUUUCUAUUGUAAACCUGCUAAAUUCGCAUACUCGAAACGUCCCUUCUCUGCCUCGAAGCCUCUGGUGGUGGUUCGUUCCGUCGCCUUAUCGCCGCCGGCGAGGACAGUUGAGUCGCCGCCGGUUGGUUACCGGAAAAACGUUGGCAUUUGUCUCGUUAGUCCAUGUAGAAAGAUUUUUACUGCAUCGAAGAUUCAUGUUCCGGAUACGUGGCAGAUGCCUCAGGGUGGUGCCGAUGAGGGAGAAGAUCUUAGAAACGCUGCUUUUAGAGAGCUGAGAGAAGAAACCGGAGUUACCUCUGCUGAAUUCAUUGCCGAGAUACCAAACUGGUUGACUUAUGAUUUCCCCCGGGAUGUGAAGGAUAAACUGAAUCGGAAAUGGCGAACAAGUUACAAAGGCCAAGCUCAGAAAUGGUUUCUUUUCAAGUUCACGGGCAAGGAGGAAGAGAUAAAUCUCCUUGGAGAUGGUACUGCAAAACCAGAGUUUAAGGUGUGGUCGUGGAUGCUACCCGAACAAGUCAUUGAGCAUGCUGUAUAUUUCAAGAGACCUGUCUACGAGCAUGUCAUAAAUCAAUUCAAUCCAUACUUUGUGGAUGAAGAAGAGAAGGAUUCCAUGAACUCGUGCAAGGAUUAAAUGUAACAGGAGAUUGGUCAGAAAAAAAAAAGUGAAUACUGAUUAGGAAGAAAUCAAUCAAUCAUUAUACCCCCAUCAUAGAUGAAAAUUGCUUUAAUAUCUCUUACGUUUAGACACUACAAAAAAAAUUGUACUUAUGAAAUGCAAACUACUGUUCUUAGAGUUCA